This is a messenger RNA of Trichobilharzia szidati, 2204 nucleotides long. Lineage: Eukaryota; Metazoa; Platyhelminthes; Trematoda; Strigeidida; Schistosomatidae. The record is from the annotation of a GenBank genome assembly.
UGUGCUUCUAUCAGGUCAUUGAUCAGUCUACGGACUUCAUUAUCUAAGGAAGUUUCUGCCUCUGUUUCUAGUAAGAUUUACUUGUGGUGAUAUCUAGUGCUUAUAGGAAUCAGAAGACAAUUUCACCGAGCUCAAAAUGGUGUUGACAGCGAAGUCCGUCGCCUGCAGGACGAGAACGAAUCUUUAAAAAGGUAGACUCCUCAAUACACUUAUGUUCUUAGAUCGUUAAAGCACAUGGAGGAUGUCAUGAAAGGCAAAGAAAUGGAGAUAUGCGGUUUGCGUCGCCAAGUACAAAGCUUUUCUUCUGGGGGAGCUAUGUGCACUGUAUGCUCCCGAACAGUCAAUGUCACAGCUGACUUGUCGGGUGCUGAGAGAUGCAAAACAAAGUCCAUCUUAAAUCAUAAACGUCCUCAUUUGAAUGUAAGCUGUUUUGUCUAAAUUAGUUACUGUAGUACCUUUUCCCGUUUAUAUGGCUAUCUCCCUCUGUAAGUCUAUUCACAUUUGUGUGUAUGUGUGAAUCGGACAGAAGUUCUGUGCCACUCAAAUACAUCAAUACGACUGCGGUAGUAUUGAGUAGUGCAGAUUUAUAGUAACAACCGACGGUAAUGUGAAUCCCGUUCACAUCCUUCCUUGUGCAGUGCCUGUUACACUCAUAUGACUAAUUCCGUAGAUCACCUGCGAUAAUCAGAAGUCGUUUCCAUUAUGAAACUAAGAAAAACAAUGUUUCAGAAAUCAGUAAAGUGAAUAUCAAAAUUAAGAUGUAAGACCACUGUACAAAAUCGAUGAAAUUUUCUCACCUUGAAUAAGACUAAACGGAAAUGCACAAAAUGAUUGCAAUUAUAAUUAGUUGAAGUAGACGUCAUGAAUAUAGGUAGGAGGGUAGCGGAGAAAACUGCAACUAAUGCCCAACUCGUAUGCUUCUACUAAAAUUGCAAUAAUUUUGUCUGAUAAUCCUGAGCCAACUUCUAAUAAACAGUUCUUAAAAUGAACCUGCAGGCCUUGCUGCACUUAAUUUUCAACUUAAAUUGAGGUUGUUUGUCAAACAUUCCUUCAAUUUGCGGAUAAACAGGUGACAAUUGUAUUGCUUCUAAGAUCGAGUUGAAUUCUUCCUCUAAACAGCUUGUUUAUUUUACAAUCUCUUCUCUUGCAAGGGGACUUUGACCCAUGUUGCUAACCCUUAGUUUUCUAACUUUCUUAGUAACUGAAUUGACUUUUUGAUCUAACCUGCGGUGCAUUUUUCAUUUCUUUGGUUUUCCCUACUUAUAAUCUGCGUUUAUAAGUUGUUUUCAGCCUACAACUAACCUGCCCUAUUACUUCAUUGUCAUCUAAGCUUACAGAAAUACAUUUUUGUAUCUGCUGCUUCUCAAGAAGAUGCAGAAAUAGGUGUUAUUUAGCUAUUUUUGGAAGACGAGAAACAGUAGACGGAGUAAUGCUAGACUUCUCCAAGACCAAUAACUGUUGUGUCUCACCACUGAUCGUUUCUUCGAAUCCAGUAUUAAUAUUCAUUUUAUCAAAAUAAGCCCAUUCGAACUUCUCAUCUGUUUUUCUUUUGUGUGCACUUGGGUGAGAUUAAACGUUCGUAGUAACUAGUGUAUGAGAACUGCCUACGUAUGCCCCAGGAAAAUAUGUAGUUAUUUUCAUAACAGUUGUGAUCUGACAAGUUGCAUAUUUUGAAAAUUAUGGCUGAACUGUGCUCGUAAAUUUUUCCUUGAUAUUUGAAAGACUUCAGCAUCAGAUGGUGCAUCCGUUUCGACCUCGAGCAGCAGUAUCAAGCAACCAAUCAAGAAACGCCCAUGUGUCCAAGACACUGUGACGGAGAGUAUCCUGGACAACCAUGUCAACACAACACCUACUGAUAUUCAUUCAAACAGAAACUGCAUUACAUUCUACAUCACUGACUUUCGAUAAUUACUUCCUAGACAGUUUUCUGUGGUUUUCCACCUUUCUUGCAGUUGGAUAACAAGACUGAAAUAACUAGUCUGGUGAGAGCUUUCUAAACUAAUUUAAUGUGAUCGCAUGCAGGUGAUUAUUUCCUGUAAGCCCUGAUAUUUGCUAAAUAAACAAAGCCUACGACUUAACAUUACAGAAUGUCGUGGUGUUCAGUUUCAUUUCUAUCAGAACCAGCAGAAUUAAGACGAGUUGACUCAUCAGCGCGAAUCCAUGCACAAAAUCGCACACUCUAGAAAAGUACACAUGAAACUAAG